Molecule: messenger RNA, 1239 nt
Organism: Leishmania major strain Friedlin
Lineage: Eukaryota; Euglenozoa; Kinetoplastea; Trypanosomatida; Trypanosomatidae
Exons: 1
Coding region: 1-1239 (412 amino acids)
Cellular component (GO): cytoplasm
Source: RefSeq, a predicted model, not a curated record
AUGGCAUACACGGAGAGCCACGUAAACAAGGCCAUCGACGUGUUCCUGGACACCCGGAGCGGCUCACCGCUUGCGGUGACCAGCGCCAAUGCCGCCGUCUCGAACAACACCGUGGAUCACAACCGAUUUGCCACAAUGAUCGCCCUGCAGAACCGCCUCCUGAGCAUCAUGGCGGAAGCACAGACGAUUGUGCAGCACCUGCAGCAGAACGGCUUCUUUCCCCGCGGCUCUGGCGCCAACCCGGAGGAGGAUGCGGCUAACAUAAUCAUGCAGAUGCUGCGCGCCAGCCUCGAGGCAUCCAACUCGUCGGUCACGUCACCGAUCGGGAUGGGGAGCGGCUCGCCGUCGGCCAUGGACACCGGAAGCGCUCAGCGCGUGCCCAGUCCCAACUCCACGAACAUGCCCGCUGGCUUGGACGACGUGUCGUCAUGGGCUCCGACCAAGUCGUUCCCCGACAACAACAGCCACAGCCGUAGCGACACGGAGAACGCGAUCCACAGUGCGGUGUCGCACAACGCCGUCGAGGAGUUUCUUCUCUCCGGCCAAGACGGUCAGCAGCAGAAGCAGCAGCAAAACUACUCGAGCGCUGCGGGUGCAGACCACAACGAAGAAGGCGACGAGCUACCGGAAGGCUCGGAGAUGCUGGCGUUUGUGGAGUUCAAGCGCGGCCGCGUCCGCAAGUACGUCUGCGACCACCGCAUCGAGCCUGGCAACUACGUCCUCGUCGACGGCGAUCGUGGUACAGACUGCGGCCUAUUGGUGCAGACGAUCGAGCGCAAGCCGAACAACGAGACGGCCGUUGUAUCGAUGGAGGGCUGCGACAUCCGCGACGACAAGAUCAAGCUGGAGAACGGCCGCGUUCUGCGCCAGGCCUCCGAGGAGGACAUCGAUCGCCUUCACAACAUCAUCGCGAACGCCGAGAGCGUUGCGCUCAAGACGUGCCGUCAGCGGUGCUUGGAGCUCGGCAUCGACAUUGACCUACAGGAUGUGGAGUACCAGUUCGACAUGAAGAAGAUCAGCUUCUUCUUCGACUGUGACCACAGCGUCGACUUUCGCUCCCUCGUGCGGGAGCUAUACCGCACCUUUGGGGCGCGAAUUUGGAUGGAGAACAUCAAUCCCAAGGUCAAGAACUCUAUGCCGGACGCUAGUGGCCACGAGCGCGGUCACGGUGGUGGUCACCACGGUAAUGGCGGCGGCUGGCGCAAUAACCACCGCGGCGGGCGCGGGCGCGAAUACUGA